ACUACAUAAAAAGAAGACAAACUCGAAUCUCCACAGAGCUGGGCAGCAACGCUAGAUGGACCACAAUUUCGUUUCUGACUUACAUGUCAUACUUCAAAGGACUGAGGCAGAUAUUUGUUUAUUUUUAAAGAAACGCAAUCGAAUUAAUGACCGCUGGUUUUCCUUUAUACGUUGGAAGAAUCAUCGCUUUAUAUUGGUUACGUGACCGAAAAUACUGUGUGCAAACAUACAAAAAUCAGUAAAAUUAUAUCAGACGCAUAAGAUCUACACAUUUCAAGUCGGAUUCCGUUUGUUUGUUUGGAGGGUACAGCGUGGCGUAGGCCCCUAAUGACAAAUUUAUUCUAGAGGAUUACUUUUCAAAGAUCAACUGAUCGCAGAAGCUAUAAGAAGUUGAUCAUACCAUUGCAAAUUUAAAAGAAAAGUCACCCUUUUUUCCCGCGCAAAGGGCUUGCAUACGAUUUAGAAGACUACGGAUUUUACAAUUUUACAUCUUUCCCUUUUCACUCUAGGAAAAGAUCCCUUAAUAUUUCAAUCGUUCUUUACGCCAUUGCAAUGUCGAGCAUUACUUUUCCGAUUAACAUUGCUUUGGACGAGGGUUUGCCAGGGACAGGCAAACCCGAUGGCCCACCUCCCUUCAAUGUUCCUGACAUGCUUGAAGCGCCAUUACAAAGUGUUACCAGUGCCAUUUUGUUCAUUGUCUACGCCUCUCUUAUCAUCACAUCUAACAUGGUUAUGCUCGUCGCAUAUGUCAUAGAGAAACGACUUCGGACAUAUAACAAUUCUUUCAUUAUCAAUCUCAUCCUAACCGACUUGACGGUUGGUUUCUCGCUCAUUGUCCUUUUCGUAAGUAACUGUCACCCAGGGGUAUUCUGGUGUAAGAUAUUUCUCGGCAUCAACGACGGUGUCCUAAGUGUUUCCGUGAUCACCAUCGUCGUCAUCUGCGUUGAUCGAUACCAAGCCACCUAUCAACCUAUCAAACAUUUCACAAGCAGGAGCAAAACCAAAGCGUAUCUCCUUAAUGCUAUCCCUUGGGUAGUGGCUUUCAUUUUCUGGCUCCCUUUUGCAUUCUUCGGGUUCGAUGCCAGCACUCCGACUGAUGGUGACCGCCUCAUCAGGAUCCUCCUGCUGUCACUUCCGGUGAUGAUGACUAUUCUACCCCUUUUCAUCAUCACCGUCUUGUACGCCAGAAUCCUAUACAAGAUACGAAACUCCCUAGGAGCGCAACAUCUUAAAGACAAGUUUAAUAUGAAGUCCAGUGGUUGUGAGGAAGAGCCAAAUACUGGGACUUCCUCGAAUGGUGGGUCUAAUUUGGCGCCGCAUCAUCAAUCCCAAGAUGACUCCAAGAUUGCGAUGAAAAGCACGGAUGUUCAGCAGACAGGUCAGAACAAAAAGUCAAAGCGAAAUCGUGAAUAUCGUGAUUCCGAUGCUUCAGCUCGCAAGGCAACACGCAGCCUUUCGUUCAUCAUCAUUUCAUUCCUGGUGUCUUGGAUGCCCCACGUCAUCUUCGUCAUCGUCACCAGCUCUGAUCAGUCCAUCCUUUUGGAAAGAAAGCUCCCCGAUGUAAUGCUCGCCUUCAUCUCCACGAUUCGCUUCACCAACAGUUUCCUAAACCCGGUGAGUUACGCCGUUGCACAACCUCUCUUUCGCGGAACCGUGGCGGGAAUGAUCUGCAAUCCUAAACAGUACUGUUGAUUAAAAUGAUACAUCGCCUGGUGAGGGUGGCUUGCGGCUUACCUGCAUAUCGCCUACAAAAGCUGUUCUAGAUGGGGGCUGUUUAUUUGGAGUAGAUCAACACGGAAA
This is a messenger RNA of Strongylocentrotus purpuratus (purple sea urchin), 1800 nucleotides long. Its product is annotated as beta-2 adrenergic receptor-like. Bases 553 to 1692 code for a protein of 379 amino acids. Lineage: Eukaryota; Metazoa; Echinodermata; Echinoidea; Camarodonta; Strongylocentrotidae. The transcript has 2 exons. Gene Ontology annotation, cellular component: membrane. Gene Ontology annotation, biological process: adenylate cyclase-activating adrenergic receptor signaling pathway. Gene Ontology annotation, molecular function: dopamine neurotransmitter receptor activity, coupled via Gi/Go; G protein-coupled receptor activity. The record is from RefSeq and is a predicted model, not a curated record.